GUUUUUAUGACAAGUUAAAGUGAAAGGGUGGGCGUGUGUGACGUCAUCAAACCGCGUGACAUGGAUCAAAAUGGUGGAAAAACCUGACGCACAAAAUCACAUCAGUGGUAAUUACCAGAAGUGGGAACAACUUAUUGAUUUUCAAGUCUCAAGAAGGGGAAGGCGCUGAAGGACCACCAUGGUUCACUUGACCACGGACCUCAUAGCCAAGUCCAAGAACAACUUCAAGAAAAAGAGAGGCCUUUCGCUCCAGGAGUAUCUCAAGACCCUCACCCACCUCCACUUAUCCGGGCACAACAUCGAGUACAUUGGCGACCUCUCCGUGUGCCGCAACCUGAGCGUCCUCUACCUGUACAACAACCGCAUCACGCGCAUCCAGAACCUGGACUACGCCUGCAACCUGACCCACCUCUACCUGCAGAACAACAACAUCACGCGCAUCGACAACCUGGCCAAUCUGCACAAUCUCUCCAAACUCUACCUGGGCGGCAACAGCAUCUCCCUCGUGGAGGGUUUGGAGUGCCUGGACAAGCUGGAGGAGCUGCACGUGGAGAGUCAGAGGCUGCCCCCCGGGGAGAAGCUGCUUUUCGACCCCAGGACCCUCUCCUCCCUGGCCGAAUCUCUAUUCGUCUUCAACAUCAGUAACAACAACAUCGACGAAAUCCAUGACCUGGCGGUGCUGAAGGAAAUCAAACAUUUUUCCGCCAUUGACAACAAGCUGCACAACGUGGAGGAGCUAGAGGACGUGUUGGGGUCCUGGCCUUGGCUCUUUCAGAUGGAUCUACGUGGAAAUCCUGCAUGUAAAACUUCCAAAUAUCGAGACCGAAUGAUCAUGGCGUGCAAAAAACUAAAGGUACUGGAUGGCCGCGACAUUCAGGAGGUGACCAGGCAGUUCCUGGUCAACUGGAAGGCAUCCAAACUGGCGAAGAAGAAGAAGGAGACCGCAGCGCUGAACUCUCCUCCGUUAAUGAAUAACGUCGGUACGGGUCAGGGUCCGCGUCUGGCUCGCGUCUGCUGCCACAUUCACGCGCAAGGAUGGAAGCCCCAGCAGCAGCCUCCCAGGGUGCAGCAGUUAAAAAGCUCUCAGUACAGACAGCUCAACCACCUGGCCGUCGGACGUACAUGAAAAAAUUUGAGAAAACUACGAGAUGUUUUUUUUUUUUGCGUCUCUUUCAAUAUAAAAUGUGGGAGUGCAUGAAUCGGUUGGGGAUUUCGCAAAAAUGUGA
Syngnathoides biaculeatus (alligator pipefish) is the source of this 1226-nucleotide messenger RNA. It is a transcript of the gene ppp1r42, whose product is annotated as protein phosphatase 1, regulatory subunit 42. Bases 179 to 1126 code for a protein of 315 amino acids. The record is from RefSeq and is a predicted model, not a curated record. Gene Ontology annotation, molecular function: protein binding. NCBI's taxonomy places the organism in Eukaryota, Metazoa, Chordata, Actinopteri, Syngnathiformes, Syngnathidae. The transcript is spliced from 9 exons.